Molecule: messenger RNA, 945 nt
Organism: Spea bombifrons (plains spadefoot toad)
Lineage: Eukaryota; Metazoa; Chordata; Amphibia; Anura; Pelobatidae
Product: olfactory receptor 5B12-like
Exons: 1
Coding region: 1-945 (314 amino acids)
Biological process (GO): G protein-coupled receptor signaling pathway
Cellular component (GO): membrane
Molecular function (GO): G protein-coupled receptor activity; olfactory receptor activity
Source: RefSeq, a predicted model, not a curated record
AUGUUUGGGGAAAAUGAAACUUUGGUUACUGUUUUCUACUUUGAGGGACUAACAGACAACCGAAGGCUGGAGAUUGCCCUCUUUGUUAUCUUCUUGGUAGUCUACACCUUCACCGUGUUAGGGAACGGAGGGCUUAUUUUUCUUAUAGUUAAUGAACCCGUUCUGCACACUCCCAUGUACUUCUUCUUGAAACAUCUUUCAUUCGUAGACAUUUGUUACUCGUCUGUCAUUAUUCCGAGAACCAUGUCUGAUUUUCUCUCCGCUGAAAAAGCCAUCUCCUUUGUGGCUUGUGCCUUCCAAAUGUAUUUCUUUGCUGCCUUUGCUAACGUUGAGUGCCUCUUACUGGCUAUAAUGGCAUACGACCGCUAUGCGGCCAUAUGUAAACCACUACUUUAUUACAUCAUAAUGAGAAGAGAGGUGUGUAUAUCAUUGACUGCUAUGUGCUAUGCCUGUGGUUUCUUCGAUUCUAUGAUCCAUGCAGGAAACACCUUCACUCAGAUCUACUGUAAAUCUAAUCGGAUAUCCCAUUACCUUUGUGAACCACCCCCUGUCCUAAAGCUGUCUUGUUCUGAUACAUCGCAUACAGAACUUGUGAUUUUUGCCAUUGUUGGAAUAAAUUUUUCUGCUUCAGUGAUACUUGUUGUCAUAUCCUACAUGUGCAUAUUCUUCAAUAUACUGGAUAUCAAAUCUGCUCAAGGACGUCGAAAAGCUUUCGGAACAUGCUCUUCUCACCUGUUUUCCAUUGGGAUUUUAUUUGGGACCCUGCUCUACAUGUACAUGCGCCCAAACUCAAGUUACUUAAGGUAUCAGGACAAGGUGGUGUCUGUCUUUUACACCGUCGUAAUACCAAUGCUUAAUCCAAUCAUAUAUAGUAUGAGGAAUAAGGAUGUACUGUUAGCCUUUCUAAAAGUUGGUAAAUUGACAUGUCGUAAAAACUAUAGUUAA